Mesocricetus auratus (golden hamster) is the source of this 1779-nucleotide messenger RNA. Its product is annotated as claudin-34. Gene Ontology annotation, molecular function: structural molecule activity. Lineage: Eukaryota; Metazoa; Chordata; Mammalia; Rodentia; Cricetidae. Gene Ontology annotation, biological process: bicellular tight junction assembly; cell adhesion. The transcript is spliced from 3 exons. Gene Ontology annotation, cellular component: bicellular tight junction; plasma membrane. Bases 687 to 1325 code for a protein of 212 amino acids. The record is from RefSeq and is a predicted model, not a curated record.
UCUUCCGUCAUAAACAAAAUACCACCACAAGUGCUGGGAUUAAAGGCAUGCACCACCAUGCCUGACCAUCCAUGAUGAAUUAACCAGGACCCUUUUGAGUGUGUUGAUGCCACCUAUACUACCAUCAUUAUCUAUACAAGGCAAUGACUCUUCUAAAAUGUCACUAUGUGCAAUGGCAGGGUUAGAAAGUAGGCCUCAAAGAGAAGAAACAAAGUGAUUAACAUCAGACUGGUGUGAUUAGAAAGAUGGGUCUUGACCAAAAAAAAAGCAGGGAGGCACACUGGUAGAUACACUCCAUCCCACAAAGACUGUGUUAAAAAUACAUGCCAAAAAAAAAAACUGAAAACCUUGGAUGGUUACCCUCCAAAGGUCACUGUAAUGGCUGACACUUGAAAGAUGAGGUUAUUAAGAGAAUGUGAUGACACAAUAAAGGUCUCAGAACUCUGAAGCCUCCAAUAGUGUGCCAAGAGCUCACAGGUGAGUGUGAAGCCAGCCAUGAGUCUGGAAGGACACGUGAGGGGAACUGUGUUCUCGCUGGCCUAGCUGACUGCACCUUAUACCACAUUGCUGAUCACUGGCUCACUUGAAGACAGCACUGCAGAUUAUUACUUGGUUCCCAAUGGUCCUCUGUUUGACACAUAAUAAGUGAAGAAGUUUACUUCAGUUGUCACGUGUUUGCUGUCACCAUGCUGUUGCUCAGCAGAAGUGCUAACUGUCAAGUCGGAGGAUUUGCUUUGGUAUCCAUAGGAUGGAUCCUUUGCAGCAUCUCCACAGGCCUGCCUCAGUGGCGAGUGUGGUACUUGAAUGAAACCAUGUUAUCUGAGCCUUCCAUCGCCUUUAUAGGAAUGUGGAGAGUUUGCGUUUACAACCAAACCAUCAAGGCCGGCAAUGCCAAAGAGUGUCAUGAAUACACCUACCAUGACAGCUUUGUGCCUUGGAAUAUGCGUAUCAUUCAACACUUGUUACUGGCCUCCAACAUUUUCGGGUUAUUUGGGAUAGUUGCCACCAUUUUUGCUCUUCGGAAUGUGUACACAGGGAAAGUAACAAAGAAUGCCACCUACAAUCCGUUUGUCAUUUCUGCCUUUGUCAACAUCAUUGCCAGUACCUUCGUCCUCCUUGCUGUCUUAUGCAAUUAUUUCUCUGUCAUUCACAAAGUAGGAAUUUCCUUCCCCUCAUCUUUCCAUAUACCUUUAUAUCCACCUAAUCAGAGAACUGGAAUUGCUAAUGUACUGGCAAGUCUAGCUGCCCUCAUGUUUUUAGGCAGUGGCAUUAUUUUCCUUUCAUACGCUUCUCCUGUGGAAACCCAAGUAUAUCCUGACGUUUGAAAAUCUAGUUACAGUUUACAUCACCUUCCAAUUUCCGGGGAUUAUAGCAAGGGUUCUUUUGGUUUUGUUUACCCUUUGCUUUUAUAUACCGACCACAGCUUCCCUUCCUCUUCUCCUCCCAGUCCCUCCCUCCACCUCUCCUCUUCUCCCUCCCUCCUUUCCUCCCAGUCACUCCCACCCAAACUCAGGUCUUCAUCUUCCCCCUCCCAUCCCCUCCUGUUCCUCUGUUUCUCUUUAGAAAAGGGCAAGCCUUCCAUGGAUACCAACCAGCUAUGAUAUAUCAAGUUAUAGCAAGUAUUUUUAAGCCAUUUAUAUAAAUUUUCCAAGGACUGAAAAUCACACCCAAAUAGUCCAUGACAAAAAAGGGCCAAGUUGGCCUUCUAUUUUCUGUCUUGUUUCCUUAUUUCAUUGGUCGGACAAUGGACUUUUGCUAAAUAAAAUCUUGUUCACUCGC